This is a messenger RNA of Seminavis robusta, 942 nucleotides long. The record is from the annotation of a GenBank genome assembly. Lineage: Eukaryota; Bacillariophyta; Bacillariophyceae; Naviculales; Naviculaceae.
UCUUCGAUUCACUCGCGCUGAAGGCUCGGUUCGGCUCGAACUCUGAAAUAUGCAAAGUGCACGCCUUUUUCUCCAUGCUAAUUUGCUGCCACCUUCUCGCACCUUCAUUAUUGUGCUCACAAAUCCACACCCACUCCAAUAACGACUCAACAACACAACUAAAGCACAACCACAAUGGCCCCACAGAGCAAGAACGGACUUGACCUUUCCAAGCCCAUUGGCACAAAGCCAGGCUUCCAUGAUGUCGUCAUCUUCCGCGGAGGAGGCACAAACCAUCACCCUGGAUCCAAGGCUUGGCGUGCCAUGGUCGAUGAGCGCAAGAUGGACUACAUCUACGCCAAGACACAAAAGCAGAAGCGCGCCAUUGUCAUGGAGUGCAUCCAUGAACAUGAAGCCAGCGGUGGCCGCUAUGUCGGCCAAUACGAAGGUGUGUACUAUGUCGCCACCGAAAAGAAGACGUAUGCCAAGACCAUCCAAAGGCUCCGCGAGCGAAGCAAGGAGUACCAAGAAAAGAUCGAAAAGAUGAUCCCCGAAGAGGAAACCAAGGAUCUGAAAGCGUCACCCGCCAGCCCUACCGAAACCAUUUUGACGCAGGACGACGCAGAGGAGCUCUGCGGUCUCUUCCCCGUGAAUGAUACUCCUUUGAAUUGCCUUUUCCACAUGCCUGCCGCCUUCGACGACGGCCUCCUCCACUUCUACCCCGUUGACUUCCCCGUUGACUUCGCCUGUGAUUCUGCGGCUGUGGUCGUUUCGGAUGACGACGACAUGUCCACCGGCACAGACUUCUCCGAGGUGUGAAGGGACGUCCCGCCUUUCCUUCCUCACCUCUUCCUCCUUUCCUUCCUCUCCUCCUUGUGCGUGGUGCCGACGGGGUUAAUGCGGCUAUUCACCACCAAUACAAUAGAUAAACUAGCUAGAACAUGCAUGUUGCACAUCCAAGUC